Molecule: messenger RNA, 1510 nt
Organism: Spinacia oleracea (spinach)
Lineage: Eukaryota; Viridiplantae; Streptophyta; Magnoliopsida; Caryophyllales; Amaranthaceae
Product: CRIB domain-containing protein RIC5
Exons: 5
Coding region: 499-1266 (255 amino acids)
Source: RefSeq, a predicted model, not a curated record
GUAAGGAGAGAAAAUGUAAUAAAAACAGGUUGGGUGUUUUGAUAUUUAGCUGGCAAUUGCCAAAUUGAAUCAAACAAACUAUACGCGUUUGGCUCCUAAAACAUAUGCCAAAUAUUCCUCCUUUUUUACAUGAAAUUAUUCAACAUUUUUCUUCCUUUCUGAUUUUUUUUUCCUAGCUCACCUCCUUUAAUUUAUACAAAAAUUACUCGAAAAAAGAAAAAAAAAACGGAAAAGUUCGUUAAAUUUUGACUUAUGAGUCGAUUUUCCUAGCAUUUGUUCCUAGCCAAGUUCUUGUUAAGAUCUCAUGUUUCGUCGAUUUUCCUAGGUAUUGAAGAAUGCAGGAUAAUUCCCUUUACAACAAAUGAUAAUUUGAUGAAUUAUACCGCGAAUUAUCAUUCAAUUAUAAGAUUAGAUUGUUAGAUGAACAGUUAGCUUAAUCAAAAAUUUGCUAACGAGUUUCGUUAUUUCGACAUUUUCCAUCGUGUGAUCUAACGAACUAUGUCAAUGAAGAUGAAGGGACUCCUCAAAGGUUUAAGAUACAUUUCCACAAUCUUUGAUGAGGAACAGGAGACAGAAAUGCAAAUUGGGUUUCCAACUGAUGUAAAGCAUGUGGCCCAUAUUGGUUGGGAUGGUCCAACUGCAAAUUCUCCUAGCUGGAUUAAUCAAUUCAAAGAUGGAGAAGGUGGUGGUGGAGGUGGUGGUGGAGGAGGAGGUGGCGGUCCAGGUGGUGGAGGAGGAGCUUCAAAUGCUGAUGCACCUAGAACGCGGGGGUUGAUCCAAGACCAACAACGGUUCUCUACAAGCUCAGAGUCAAACCUCGAGUCCCCGUCUCGAAAGAAGUCCGACAAGCCAAGGGGUUCGAGACGUGCUAACUCGACUUCCUCUGCAUCCGAGUCACCUAGACGGUCAAUAACAAAGCAGCAGCAGCUUCUACCGGGAGGAGAAGGUGAAUCAACCUCCACCGCGAAUAAAACCUCAUCACGCCGGAAAAAGACUAAAAGCAGCUCUUCAUCUCGAACAUCAACCAAAUCAAAGUCAACAGCGCCACCAGUAGUGGAGUUUUCGCAUUACUCAGAUCCCGGGAUAGGAGGAAGUGGAGGAGGAGGAGGAAACAGCAGUAGCAGUAGCAGGAAUGCAGAACAGACGACGACAGGGCGUCGGUCGAAAGGGAAAGAUACAUGUCAGAGUUCAUUUCUGAAACCAUCACCUGACAAAGAUGAUCUCAAAGGAUUGGAUGAUAAUUCUAGAGGAAUUCAAGCUCUGUAAAUUUAGUUUUGAACAUCACUAAUGUAUAUUUUUUCGAACUGUACACAUUCAUUCUCCUCUUUUUUGGCAAAAACUUUGGUUUAGAAUCUAAUCUAUUCCUUCCAACUUGCAACAGAUAACAGAUUUGGUAGUUGUAUUCUUUGAUUUGAAAAGUAAAUAGAACAACAAUCUUCUUAGCUGAGAGGCUCAUUCUUUAUUUAUUUAAAGCAGUGUAAUCUGAAACUUCUAUUCAUAUCAGUGUUAC